UUCAACCGUCCGAUUAAGUCUGCCUGUUACUAUUGUGCUUCAUUACUAUGGAUAGAAUGGAUGUGUAACAUCUUACAAGGAAAGACGUGUGAAUAGCCAGCUAGGUGCGAGACAACAGACCGAAACAAAUAAAGAAAAAAGAACAUUAACGAGCUGACAUCAUUGUAAACAUCUACUCUUCAGAGAGGCUGUCAAAACUGUUGGAGAAUUUUGAGUCGGGAUUAAUGACUUCAGUUUACUGCAUAACAAAACUGAUGAGGGGGCUUCCCAAAACUAUAGCUAGUAAAGCAAGCAAGACAGACAGUUUAUAGAAAGAUAAACUGUAUGCCGGACCUUAGGAUAAAACUUUAACGGAGAAAUCGUGAAGGAAGCCGCAGCGUGGUCAACAACAUUUUUUACCUCAAGGAACACUUUGCUUUUAACAUUCUCUGGAACCUGAACAGGAAGCGAAAGCGAGAAGUUCCAUAGUUCUGCUGGCUAGCUAGAUGGGGCAGUGUCUGCACUUGUGUAGGGGUAAUGUUAGUUAGCAGGCUACCAAAAAUGGUGACAACAAAAAUAACAGUACGCUAGCUAGCUGAAUGGCUCGCUGUUUGUCAGAAUACCUAAAUGUAACGUUACUGUGUACGACUGCAGUGCUGGACUUAAAUUUCGUUUCCGCUGUGGAAAACGACAUCUCGAAGUGAAGGGUGAUGUAGUUUGGACGGUACCAUGUGAAAGAUGAGCAUCAUGAGGCCUACACGCAACCUGCUUUUGGGCUUGUGUCCCAUGCUGGUCCUAGGAUUCCUCUACUAUUCUUCGGGGAAGCUGCACUUCCGCGUGUGGGGACAGAAGCCACAGCCCGAAGUGGACCCCAUACUCUCCGUGGGACGAAUAGUAGGCCCAGUGUAUGAUAAACAGGGAUUCUUGGUGAAGCUGGAUGGUAAACUACCAGCCGAGCUGAUGUACAAGUAUGGCAAUCUCAGCGAGGGAGCCUGCAAGCCUGGGUACGCUGCAGCCAAGAUGACAGCCAUCUAUCCAAAGUUUGUGAAACCAGCCCCCAUGUUUCUGGACCAGAAUUUUAAGCGGCUAGCAAAAGUCAGCAAUUAUUUACCUCCAUUUGGAUUCAAAACACAAGAAAAGAUCAUAGAUGUUAUUUUAGCAGCCACAAAGAAGUAUGGGCUGGGUUCUGAUUUGGACAGUCUGGCCUGUAAAAGAUGCAUCAUUGUGGGGAACGGAGGGAUCCUUGCAAACAAGUCUUUAGGCUCCCACAUCGAUGAGUAUGAUGUCAUUGUAAGGCUGAACGAGGCCCCUGUGAGUGGGUUUGUGAAAGAUGUAGGCUCCAAGACAACCAUACGGAUCACCUAUCCUGAGGGGGCCAUCCAGAAGCCUGAGCGCUACGAGAAAGACUCGCUCUUCGUUUUCUCUGCCUUUAAGCCCCUGGAUUUCAGGUGGCUCCGACAGAUGAUCUUCAAAGAGAAGCCGAGGGUGACUGAGGGCUUCUGGAAGUCAGUCGCCCAGCAGGUCCCGCGGGAGCCAUCAGAGAUGCGCAUCCUGAACCCCUACUUCAUCCAGGAGGCAGCUUUCCACUUCAUCGGCCUGCCGCACAACAACGGGCUCAUGGGGAAAGGGAAUAUUCCAACACUGGGGACUGUUGCCAUAACAAUGGCCCUCCAUAAUUGCGAUGAAGUAGCCGUGGCUGGAUUUGGGUAUGACAUGAGCACCCCCCACGCCCCGCUGCACUACUAUGAGACGGUCAAGAUGUCUGCCAUUAAAGAGUCAUGGACACACAAUAUAUCAAAAGAAAAGGAGUUCCUGCGCAAGCUGGUGAAAGCAGGAGUCCUAACAGACCUGACCAAUGGGAUCUGAGACCUUUAUGGGGUUCCCUUUCCAAAUGACUUCUGGGGAAUCAAAGCUGGGACACAGAGAGAAUUGCUCACAAGUUGAGUGCCCCCCGCCCCCCCCAAAAAAAACUCCAGCGCUUCUUUCUGAACUGAAAUUCCAGCAGGCAGAAAGGGUGAUCCUUGGCGUGUGCCUUCUUACCCAAAGGACUUCCCAGAAGGAAUAUGGAAGCAAGCCUUAUUCUUCAGAACAUUGCAGACAAAAACUUUCUGAUAAGUACAAGCAGCAAGUGAGCAACACUAAAGGUGUGUUUUAACCGAACGCGACACGAAAUUCACAAGCGACGCGAAUGCAUGAAAAGUCAAAGGCAGGAGGCGAAUGGGCGGAGUUAAUCGCGGUGAAACUGCGAGCAACGUGAAGUGGGCGAAAUGAGCGUUCUCUUGAGUUAAAAAAUGUUUGAGUGAAAAUUUCUCCUGGCGAAAGUCAAUCACCUUCAAGUAGGGCUAGAAGCCACGCUCCCUUUCCACAAAUCUCAAAUCAAACUUAAUAGCAGUAGCAUUGGUGUAAUCAAAAAUGCUUGCUGUGACGUGGCACGAAAUUCGCUUGUCCAUUUUUCAGGCAAGCGAUCAGACUCGCGCGAGGAAAGCGAAGCGAAAUUUCACUUCGGUUAAAACACAGCUUAAUGGAUACAAGGAACUGAACAUGUGCUACUGAGACAGAUGGGGAAAAGAUAACUGUUUAUGCCAAAUGUACCUCUGGAGGAGGUGCCCUCCUCAUACGCCUGAAUGUAUUUACCAUGUAAACAGCAAAGAUACAGUGCAUUUAUCAGCCUGCACCGCCCCUCGGUACUGCUCUAAAGGAGUGUCUCCGUCCAGGUAACAGUGUACAUACUUUGCUCCUAUCUGGGAAGAAGUAUCAGCUGCGGUGUUUUAAACUCUAUCCUUUUUGGACAGUUUUAAAUGUUCUGGUUUUGAGGUAGUUGUGUUCUUUUAUUUGUGCAUUCCAUGAAGAUGGGGUGCCCUGCCUUUUAAAGUGUAUUUAAUUACAUUUUUCGCAAUUGGGAGAGAUUGAGUCCUUGGUGGACAAACAAGUAUGUGGGGUCAUUUCCCCUGUGUGCAUCCUAAUUGCUCUCCUGGGUCAUGUUUUAGACUGGUCUUGCUAAAAGGCUAGGAGAAAGAAGAUCCAGUCAACAGAAUGGUAAAAAUUCACAGUAUUACAAACACAUGAAUAUGAUUAUAUGAAAACCAUGAAAUGUUGGAGAUGAACUGUGCCUCCACCUAGUGGGUGUGCUUUUGUUGUGUUACACAUGCUUUUCUUUGAGACAUUUUGCUGUAGAAGUGGGUGCUGCUCUUGUAUCUGGUAAAUUUACCCAUGAGAAGAACCUUCAUUGACUCCCUAUGGAGAAUUUGAGGCUGUUCUUUUGGGAUGGCCCACAGCUGUACUGACCACACCCACUUACAUGAAUGCCCACCCUCCCACGUCGAAAUGAGGUGACACAUCAGCUGAUUUUACGUUCAACAGGAUAAGGCUGUGUUAUUUAAAAUUACGUUUUCUCUGAUAAUGAAUACAUGCUGGCUCGAGCGGGAAAACAAGGUAUCAUACAGAGUAGGGGCCAACUUCAUUUCAGUUCAGUCAAUUCAGGGAGUUAAUUGAAAUUUGAUUUAGGAAUUGAAUUACAACUCAUGAAUUGAAAAUCACUCUUGUGAUCAUGUUCAAUAACGAUUUUGCAAUUGAUGCGUUGAGUUUCAAUUAAUAUCUUGAAUUGCCUGAACUGAAAUGGAGUUUACCCCAGCUCUGGUAUUAUGAGGUGCUAAUUGUAGAGACAUUGUAUUUUGGGAUUGUAACACUGAGUUUAGGACAUGUCACUGAAGAAAGCACCGUAUCAUCCAUUACAUGCAUUAUACUAUCAACUGAUCUAUUGGCAAAGUGUCUCUUAGUCUUAGGAUUAAGGGGUCAUUGCUGAUAAAAAGGAAAUCAGUAGUAUGGUGGUACAUUUUUGUGUUUCGAGGUGUGUCCUAUGUGGCACUUCUAAUAAAUGGCAGUGGCUCUCUUAUGUCCCUUUCUGAAGUGGGUUUGAGUUGUUAUUUCAAAUAGGUCUACCUUGGAAGCACACAAUGGCCUCCAUAUUUAU
Molecule: messenger RNA, 3949 nt
Organism: Megalops cyprinoides (Indo-Pacific tarpon)
Lineage: Eukaryota; Metazoa; Chordata; Actinopteri; Elopiformes; Megalopidae
Product: CMP-N-acetylneuraminate-beta-1,4-galactoside alpha-2,3-sialyltransferase-like
Exons: 12
Coding region: 718-1845 (375 amino acids)
Molecular function (GO): sialyltransferase activity
Source: RefSeq, a predicted model, not a curated record